Molecule: messenger RNA, 1793 nt
Organism: Carassius auratus (goldfish)
Lineage: Eukaryota; Metazoa; Chordata; Actinopteri; Cypriniformes; Cyprinidae
Product: gastrula zinc finger protein XlCGF52.1-like
Exons: 2
Coding region: 64-1332 (422 amino acids)
Biological process (GO): regulation of transcription by RNA polymerase II
Molecular function (GO): RNA polymerase II cis-regulatory region sequence-specific DNA binding; DNA-binding transcription factor activity, RNA polymerase II-specific
Source: RefSeq, a predicted model, not a curated record
UGUUGUAAUAUUCUCAUUCUCACAUUAUCAGUAUAAUCUGAACUGAGAUCUGCUGCUGUGAAGAUGGAGUUUAUUAAAGAGGAGAGUGAAGAGGACAUCAGUGAACUAGAAACCUGUAUAAUAAAACAAGAGGAACCAGAACCCUGCAGAAUAAAACAAGAGGAACCAGAACCCUGCAGAAUAAAACAGGAAGAACCAGAAACAUUGAGAAUAACACAGGAGGAACCAGAACCCUUGAUAAUAAAACAGGAGGUACAAGGAGAGUUUAAUGAAGGAUAUGAGGAGAAUGUAGAAUUGAGUGAAUCUGAGGUGAAAAAACAUAUAAAAACCAGAGAAAAACAUUGGAGUUGCACUCAAACCAAACAAAAAGAUUUGAAGAAAAGAAGAGCAAAGACAUAUUUCAACUGCACUCAGUGUGGAAAGAGCUUUACAAGCAAAUAUAGACUUAAUGUUCACAUGAGAGGUCAUACUGGAGAGAAACCAUUCAAGUGUUCACACUGUGACAAGAGAUUCAUUUAUUCAGGAGACCUGAAAACACAUGAGAGGAUGCACACUGGAGAAAAACCACACACAUGUGAUCAGUGCGGGAAGAGUUUCACAAUAAAAGGACACCUUAAUAGGCACAUGCGAGUUCAUACCGGAGAGAAACCAUUCACUUGUGAUCAGUGCAGGAAGAGUUUCACGAUAAAAGGACACCUUAAUAGACACAUGAGAGUUCAUACUGGAGAGAAACCAUUCACUUGUGAUCAGUGCGGGAAGAGUUUCACACAAUUGUCACAUCUUAAGGAUCACAUGAACAUCCACACUGGCGAGAAGUGGCACACGUGUGAUCAAUGUGGCAAAACAUUUUUGAGGGCAUCAGACCUGAUGAAACACAAGAUAGUUCAUACAAAGGAGAAACCACAUUCAUGUUAUUUGUGUGGGAAGAGUUAUUCAUGUCUUCAAAGCUUGAAAGAACAUCAGAAAAUACACACUGCUGUGAAAGAGUAUGUGUGCUUUGUGUGUGAGAAGACUUUUACUUUAUCUAAAUAUUUAAAACAGCAUGAGAGGAUCCACUGUGGAGAAACACCUUACAAGUGUUCACACUGUAACAAGAGAUUCAGUCAGGCACCACUUCUGAAACGACACGAGAAGAUUCACUCUGGAGAGAAACCUUACCAGUGUACACACUGUGAACAGAGAUUCAGCCAGUCAGGAAAUCUGAAAAGACACGAGAGAAUCCACUCUGGAGAGAAACCUUACAAGUGUUCACAUUGUGACAAGAGGUUCAGUCAGUCAGGAGACCUGAAAACACACCAGAGGAUCCACUCUGGAGAGAAACCAUAUCACUGAACUGCAUGUGGGAAUCGUUAUAAUCAACCAUCUGCUCUACACAGUCAUAUAAAAAGCUAUCACAGCAAGUAGAUCAUCUUCAGAUCAGCACUUUCACGUCUGAUGCUGCAUCCCCGUCAAAUGAAACACAAUAAUGCAUCAAGUAGUAAAACAUCAUCUGGAUAAAUCUGUCCUAACCAGACAUUAAAAAAGAGACAUGACAAAGAAACAUUAAUUGAAGUUUCAAAGUGAAGAAAGUUAAUCUUUAUCUUCAAAACCAGAGAAAAAUGUCAGAAAUAUUUAUUCUUGUAUAUCAUUGUGUUUUCUUAUAAGUUGCAUAUUAUGUUCAGUUGUCUUAUAAUGCAUAUGUGUCACCUGUAGUUUGCUUAGUUUGCUUUUGAUGUUUGAUGUAAAUUACAGUGGUAUAUUAGAGGAAAUUUAGUGUCUUGAGGACAUGUGUUUCUGUUAAUUCCACGUGACCA